Nakaseomyces glabratus is the source of this 1626-nucleotide messenger RNA. RefSeq names its product Cef1p (gene CEF1). Gene Ontology annotation, biological process: mRNA splicing, via spliceosome. The record is from RefSeq and is a predicted model, not a curated record. Gene Ontology annotation, cellular component: spliceosomal complex; Prp19 complex. NCBI's taxonomy places the organism in Eukaryota, Fungi, Ascomycota, Saccharomycetes, Saccharomycetales, Saccharomycetaceae.
AUGGCCCCACCAAUAUAUGUAAGAGGUGGUCUUUGGACCAAUAUCGAGGAUCAGAUAUUGAAGGCUGCUGUACAAAAGUAUGGUGUACAUCAGUGGAGCAAGAUAGCCUCGUUGCUGCAGAAGAAGAAUGCUAGACAGUGUGAAAUACGAUGGAAUGAGUAUUUGAACCCGACUUUGAACUUCGAAGAGUUCACUAAGGAAGAGGAUAAGAAACUACUUGAGCUAGUUAGGACACUCCCAAAUCAAUGGAGGACUAUUUCAGAGUUGAUGGGCAGGCCAAGUCAGCAAUGCAUUGAGAGGUACAACAUAUUACUAGAGACUGAGCUAUCAAAGACCGAUGGAGAAGCAACUACCUCGGCUAAUUCAGCUAUCAGUACGUCCUUUGGUUUCAAACCUAACGAGAUUCACCCAAGUGCUGAAACACAAAAGGCUAAACCAGAUAACGAUGAACUUGAUGAAGACGAGAGGGAAAUGCUCUCUGAGGCAAGAGCUAGACUUUUGAAUACUCAAGGUAAGAAAGCUACUCGAAAAGUGCGCGAGAGGAUGUUAGAGGAAUCCAAACGUAUUGCACAAAUACAGAAGAGACGAGAAUUGAAACAAGCCGGGAUCAAUACAUCACUAAAGAAGUCUAAAAAAAAAUACGAGAAUGAAAUUGAUUAUAACGCUGAUGUUGUCUAUGAGAUUGUACCUCCUGCUGUUUUAUAUGAUGUAACUAGGGAGAAUGAAAGAACACAAAAAGCAUUACAAGACUUUGAAAGAAACAUAGCAAAGAAAGGAAAAAGAAAGUUCAAAGACGACGGAGAGAAAGAGUCUUCCCCACGUAAAAGAUCCAGGGAUAAGCGUCCAAACAAAGAAGACAAUAAAGAGACAAGUAUGUCAAUUACCAGUAAUGAUUCAGUGCUAUUAAACGACAUGAAGAAACCAGUUUUAAACUUAUCAGCUCCAAGGGCCGACGGUGAAAAUCUUUCUGUUUCUUCUAAUAACACUAACGAUGCGGUCCUGGUCAAAAAGUAUCUUACCGAAUGUUUUAGUGCAUUGCCUACGCCUAAAAAUGAUUUUGAAAUCCUUUGGGAGGAUUCUGAUGAUGACGACGAACAAGAAAUAGUAAGUGAAGAAGACGACAACUCUAUAAAGGUACAAGAAAGCGAACAGCUUUACGAAUUACCAAUGGAAACUUUUGACAUAGUUGACAGCUCAAUGAUACCAUCUAUAAUUGCAGACCCAAAAAAUGAAUUUGAAGAAGAGUAUAAUAAGCUUAUUAAAGAUGCUAGAACUAGAGCUAAACCAACAAUCAGCAAAGAACAUUUGCAGAUUUGGGAUGAUUUAAACGAGGAAAUACAAAAGGACAUUAGUGGAAGAACAUCGCUUACAAACCCAGAGGUACAAAUAUCAACAGAUACUAACUUGGAUGAACUGCGGGCACAAAUCCAAAAGUAUCAGCAAAGGAUAAGCAAUUACGAUGAACAACUACACAUUAUCAAGCCACUGGUAGAGAACAACGAACAGAUAUGCAAUACCAUUAUCCGUUCACUAAUCCCGGAACUAAAGUCGAAGCAGUUGAAGUACUACACGAGAUAUUACAUGUUCAUGAAGGAGCAAAAACAUAUCAAAAAAAGAACCAAAUAA